Molecule: messenger RNA, 1074 nt
Organism: Arabidopsis arenosa
Lineage: Eukaryota; Viridiplantae; Streptophyta; Magnoliopsida; Brassicales; Brassicaceae
Source: the annotation of a GenBank genome assembly
GAUUGUAACGGAUUAAAUGACUCGACCCGACCCGAUUUAUUCUACUAAUUUCUAUUUCAUUUUUUUUUUAAUUAUUCCUCUCAAAUUAUUUACUUUCUGGUUUGAUAAUGGCGGCCUCUUGCUUCGCAAUUCCCUUAUCUUCUUCUUCUCGAUCAUCUCACGAUGCCAUUCCCAAAUACAAAACCCUAAUCUCUUCUUCUUCUUCUUACUCUUACUUAGAAUCUCUGAAACCUCAAUUCUCUUCUUCCAAUUCUUUUCACCUCUCUUCUCUUUCUCGUCCCUUUGUAGCUCACCAACUUCAAAUCAAGGUCUCUUCUUCAGAAUUAUCAGUUCUCGAUGAAGAAAAAGAAGAAGUUAAAGGAGAAGUGAAAACUGGAGAAGGAGAAACCAAUGGAGAUAGUGUCGUCUCCGAAGCAGAACCAGUAAAGAAACCGAGACCUUGCGAGCUCUACGUGUGUAAUAUCCCUAGAAGCUACGACAUUGCUCAGCUUCUUGACAUGUUUCAGCCUUUUGGAACUGUAAUCUCUGUUGAGGUAUCGCGAAAUCCUCAGACGGGAGAGAGCCGUGGAAGCGGAUACGUCACAAUGGGUUCUAUAAACUCUGCCAAAAUCGCAAUUGCUUCUCUUGAUGGAACAGAAGUAGGUGGUCGGGAAAUGCGGGUUAGGUACUCCGUUGACAUGAAUCCAGGAGCCAGACGAAACCCUGAAGUCUUGAAUUCAACUCCAAAGAAGAUUCUGAUGUAUGAAAGCCAAUACAAGGUUUAUGUCGGAAAUCUCCCUUGGUUCACACAGCCUGAUGGUUUGAGAGACCACUUCAGCAAGUUUGGGACAAUCGUAAGCACAAGAGUGUUACAUGAUCGUAAGACCGGGAAAAACAGAGUCUUUGCCUUUCUUUCUUUUACAAACAGUGAAGAACGUGAUGCGGCUUUAUCAUUGAAUGGAACACAAUAUGAAGGUCGCAGAAUCAUCGUCAGAGAAGGUAUCGAGAAGAGUGAGUCCUAAACCAACUCUUCUGCUUUUGCUGCAAAAACAUCUCUUGGACACAAACAAUGUGUAAUGAAUGUCUUCAGAUUUC